UGAAGAUCAGAUUCUGAAGGACUUCCUAGGUUACGAAAAAACGCAAUAGAAAUUGAGGUUUUGUUGAAGUAGAAAGAGAAAACCAUGGCGUCCAGUGUGGAUUUGCCAAAGCCGUACAAGAAGAAACGGUUCUACACGCAGGAGGAGGUGACGCGCAAUGGCUGGCACAGCAUUUUUGGGAAAGUGUACGACCUCUCAACGCUGCUCAGCGAAUACCGAGAAGGUAGACGGAGACAGCGUUUUUUUCUUUCGGGUGUGCAUAAAGUUACCUGACGCGGUGCAUUGCGACUCGCUUUUCGCCGCAUGAUAUUAUUGAUUCUCAAAUCUAAUACUAAUUUCUACAGAUCCGCUUAGAGAGCCAAUAAAAGCUGCUGCCGGGACGGAUAUCACACACUGGUUCGACGCCGAGACGAAAGACCCAAGGACAUACAUAAGCCCAUGUAAGAGCUUUUCUUUUCUUGCGUUUUGUCGUGCAUAAUGUAAGUUCUUUCUUGUGGUUGCGCUGCGGGCGUGUUGUGGAAAAACAUUAUGUCGAAGAUUCGAUUUCACAACUUAAACUGUUACCUUGCAUCACAGUCUCCAACCAGCGAGAGGUCUACUGCCCACAAGGAAGGUUUCUGCACGUCCCACCAGAAAGCCCGGAGCCCGGGUUUGACACAAGUAUUUUCAUUUUGUUGCAGUUCGUUGCAUGAUUCAUUUUUUAGUACGGUGCGUGUUUGUCAUACAGGUUACUAAGCUACGUUUGCACGAUGCUACCUGUGACGGUGCCAAGCGCGCUGGGUUUUCAAAAGCAAAAACAUAUCUACACAGGAAUACAAACCCCGUGGUGGAGGGACGAGAAAUACUGCAUUGGGCUUUUGACGCAGAAGACCUUCAAGUUCUACGUCAUGAACCUGUUGUCGAGGCAAAAAGUCCUCAUGUGCGUACCGAGCGAGGAAACACUGGAAGAGAUACAAGAGAGGUACCUAUCUCGUCAAUUUGUUGAUUCUUUUGGUUGGGUUUGCCGUUAGACACAUGUUCUGCAAAGAAAACUGAUUUUACAAAUCGAGUUCUCGCGACACACCCACUUUACAGGUAUCUCGAAGUGCACAAUUUUCACGUGAAGUCGUACACGUGGAAAAUGCUGGGGCGGCCUCUCGAGCUGAAGAAAACGCUCGUGGAAAACGGCAUUCCGGAUCAGGACCUCGAGUUUCUCGAUCUCGGCAUGGACCCGGACGAUCACGUCGUCACCCUGCACCUCUACUUCAACGAUGAUCUGACCGAGGGCUGAACAGUUCUUCGUCUGAAUUUCGUUGAAAAGGCUGAAGAUAGAACAAAACACUCAACUUAAGAACAAAACUUUUACUCCGACAAUAGUUAGACACUCAACUUAAGAACAAAGAAAAAGCUGAAUUUACGAUUUUCUGUGCAAAGUAGGCAAGGCUCGUCUUGCGCUCGGCCGUGAGACGAGAGCGAAAGAACAGAGCAAGACAAGGAUCGAUUAGGCGCUGACGACGCGUUCGAAAUGCUAAUGUAGAGCUAGAAAUUUUUGUAUAGAAAGAUACGAGAUUCGAAUAGCUUCGCCCGCUGGGUGUGACGUCGCAAACUUGCGC
Messenger RNA from Amoebophrya sp. A120, 1592 nucleotides. The record is from the annotation of a GenBank genome assembly. NCBI's taxonomy places the organism in Eukaryota, Dinophyceae, Syndiniales, Amoebophryaceae.